CCCCUUUUUUCCCCUUUCCCACCACCCCUGUUUGUUGUCGGUUUCGCUCGUUGCUGGCCAUGGCCACGCGGUCCGUGGCCGGGCUCGCGGCUCUGGUGCAGGGGCUGGGCGUCGUCGUCGGAGAGGAGGAGGAGGAGGAGGCGGUGCUGACGGGUUUUGCCACGCCUGACGUACUCCUCCACCAACCCCUGGCCAUCUACCGCGCACACCUUUCGCGGACGCUCGGCAGGCUCGUCGGCUGCGGCCUCGAGCAGGCCUACGACGCGAUCCAGCCGGCCAGCUCGGCGGGGAACGGGGACUUGGACUUUGUGCUACCCAAGCUGAAACUGCCCGACGGCACCAAGCUGCAGGACCUGGCGGCCGACGUAGUCAAGAAGUUUCCGCGUCCCCAUCCGCUCUUCCUGCCGCCCUUCAAAGACGGCGUCCACGUCCGCUUCUUUUUGUCCCCCGAGUCGCUGACCCGCAUCCUCAUACCCUACAUUCUCGACCGCCGGGGCAAGUAUGGCAAGAAGGCGCUCGUCGAGUUCUCGUCGCCCAACCUCGGGCAGGACUUCCGGACGGACCACCUGCGCAGCACGAUCCUCGGGGCCUUCGUAGCCAACAUGUACGAGGCCAUGGGGUGGCACGUGGUGCGCAUCAACUACCUCGGCGACUGGGGCAAGCAGAUCGGGCUGCUGGGGCUGGGCUGGAUCAAGUACGGGUCCGACGACGUGCUGGCCAAGCACGCCGACCCGUUCCGCUACAUCCACGGAAUCGCAGCACGCAUCGACGCCGAGGGGGAAGGUCAAGGGGCCGCGACAGCAGCAGCAGCGGAUGGUUGUGACGACGACGACGACGGCAGCGACACGGACAUGUUCGCCGAGCGCGACGCCACGUUCAAGCGGCUUGAGGACGGCGAGGCGCAGGCGGUGGAGCUGUGGGAGAAGAUGCGCGACAUCAGCAUCGCCUACUACGCCAGCACGUACGCGCGGCUGGGCGUGGCCUUUGACGACUACUCGGGCGAGUCGCUGGUGUGCCGCAACCCCGAGGCGCUGGCCCGCGUCGAGGCGGUGCUGCGGGCCGAGGGCAUCGCCGAGCAGCGCGGCGACGGCUCGUGGGUCGUCGACUUUGCCAAGCACAGCCCUGCGGCUGCGCGGCUCGGCGUGGCCGUGGUGCGGGCGCGCGACGGCACCACGACGUACUUCCUGCGCGACGUGGCCACGGUGCUGGACCGGCUCGAGGACUACAGCUUCGACAAGAUGGUUUACGUGGUGGGCGAGCAGGACGCGCACUUCCGGCAGGUGUUCGAGACGGCCCGGCUGCUGGGCCAGGGCGACGUGGCCGGGCGGCUGCACCACCUGAGCUUCACGCGCGGGCCGGCGCAGUGGGGCGGCGACGCGCGGCUGCUGGGCGACAUCCUCGACCGCUGCGAGGAGUACGUGCGGCGGGCGGCGGCCAGCACGUGGCCCGACGACGUGCCGGCCCAUCUGCGCCGCACUGCCGUCGCCGGCCAGGUCGCCAUCAGCUCGCUCGUCGUGCACGAGCUCAACAUCCGCAACCGCUCCCACACCAUCGGCCUCGACGUCGAGCUGCUGACCGCCACCGACGGCGAGACCGGGCCCGCACUGCAGCUGGCCUACGCCCGCCUGCGCCAGACCCUGAGCCAGCUCAAGGCCGCCGCCGCCGCCGCCGCCGCCAAGGACCCCGCGACAGGUACCAGCACAGGAGCGGCCGCCGACUACUCGUCGCUGUGGGACGCGCCGUGGAUCGAGCUGCUGCGGUUGCUGGCGCGCUUCCCCAACGUCGCCACCGCCGCCUUCGACUCGCUCGAGCCCGAGACCAUCCUGUCGUACCUGUUUCUGGUCGUCGACGAGCUGAGCUGCUGCCUCGACGUGGUCGACGACGACGAGAGCGGCGAGACGGAAGAGGACGCCGCGCGCCAGAGUGUCGCCAGGGCGCGCCUGUACCAGGCCACGCGCCAGGUGCUGGAGAACGGCAUGCGUCUGCUGAAUAUUACGCCCGCGGCGAGGUGAGGGGUGUUGGUGGGAAUGAGGGGUGUUGGCGCGAAUGAGGGUGUUGGCGCGAAUGAGGGGUGUUGGCGCGAAUGAGGGGUGUUGGCGCGAAUGAGGGAGGAUGGAUUAAUUACUUACAGAGGAGAACGGGGAUGGGUUGCUAGGCUGCAGGGAUAAUUAGUGUUGAGGCCAGAUUGAAUGAAGCCUGAUAUGCUACCGUGAUGCUUCCGUAGCGAUUGUCUCUGCGGAUUUCGCUUUGUAGUGCUGUAGUGCGUGUGUCUCUGUG
Molecule: messenger RNA, 2277 nt
Organism: Lasiosphaeria miniovina
Lineage: Eukaryota; Fungi; Ascomycota; Sordariomycetes; Sordariales; Lasiosphaeriaceae
Exons: 4
Coding region: 60-2012 (650 amino acids)
Biological process (GO): mitochondrial translation; arginyl-tRNA aminoacylation
Cellular component (GO): cytoplasm; mitochondrion
Molecular function (GO): arginine-tRNA ligase activity; ATP binding
Source: RefSeq, a predicted model, not a curated record